Molecule: messenger RNA, 550 nt
Organism: Bactrocera latifrons
Lineage: Eukaryota; Metazoa; Arthropoda; Insecta; Diptera; Tephritidae
Gene: Srx
Product: putative sulfiredoxin
Exons: 3
Coding region: 1-453 (150 amino acids)
Biological process (GO): cellular response to oxidative stress
Cellular component (GO): cytoplasm
Molecular function (GO): sulfiredoxin activity
Source: RefSeq, a predicted model, not a curated record
AUGUCAUUCAUUAGUAUCAUAGCUUUACGUAUGAUUACACGUAAAAACUCUCUGGUCAGAAUUAAAACGUUUCAUAAACAAGGAAGAUUUGGUGAAAAAAUAUCGUGCAACAUGAGCAGUAAAAGUGUACAUUCCGCAGCAAUAACAGAAGUGCAUAUGGUACCUAUGAGUGUCAUACAUAGACCAAUUCCUCCGGUAUUGGACGAAGAAAAGGUGCAAUCUCUUAUGAAUACUAUAAAGAAUGAAGUCACAGAAGACGAUGUUCCACCAAUAGAUGUGCUUUGGAUUAAGGGUUCUGAGGGUGGUGAUUAUUUUUACAGCUUUGGUGGCUGUCAUCGGUACGAAGCCUACAAGCGAUUGAAACGUGAUACUAUAAAGGCGAAAUUAGUUCAAUCGACGCUGCAAGACUUAUAUCACUAUAUGGGUUCUAGCACUCCCAAGGAUCUUAAAUGAAUUUGUAACGUACCGCCAUUUAUUAAACUGAUAUUUUUUGUUGUACUGCAUUACUACUAAAUUUGUAAAUAAUAAUAAUAAUUUUAAAGUGUAUAAA